Xenopus laevis (African clawed frog) is the source of this 2381-nucleotide messenger RNA. RefSeq names its product syntaxin 5 S homeolog (gene stx5.S). The transcript has 11 exons. The record is from RefSeq and is a predicted model, not a curated record. NCBI's taxonomy places the organism in Eukaryota, Metazoa, Chordata, Amphibia, Anura, Pipidae. Bases 248 to 1267 code for a protein of 339 amino acids. Gene Ontology annotation, molecular function: SNAP receptor activity; SNARE binding. Gene Ontology annotation, cellular component: endomembrane system; membrane; Golgi membrane. Gene Ontology annotation, biological process: intracellular protein transport; endoplasmic reticulum to Golgi vesicle-mediated transport; vesicle-mediated transport.
GACGCGCCGUUCCUCACACGUUAUCAGACAGUUUCCACCACUCAAUGAACUACGCACACUUCCGGGUUAGAAGCCGAGCUCUACGCUGACGCACACAGAGAGCGACUCGCGACGCACAGGAGCCGGUGACGUGUGGGGACGUGGCGCUGACGUCAGCAAUUUCCCCGGCAGAAGCCGAAAGAGUGAGAGAAGGAAGCGGCGACCGGUGAGACUUAUUGUGAGGGGGUCGGCAGCUGGUCCUGGCCCCAUGAACACUCGUAAACGUCUCGGGUCCCGUAACACAGACAACGGAAUAUACAUAGGACCCUCCCAGACUCAGGUCCUGGUUCCUGCUUCAGAUUCCCCUGUUGCUCCUCCCCCAGCCGACAUCAUGUCCUGUCGGGACCGCACUGCUGAGUUCAUUUCUACUUGCAAAUCUUUACAGGGACGCCAGAAUGGUGUACAGUUGUCGUCUCCAUCUUUUAAUGCUGUCAAACAAAGAAGCGAAUUCACCCUAAUGGCCAAACGCAUUGGAAAGGAUCUCAGCAACACAUUUAGCAAACUGGAGAAACUAACAAUAUUGGCAAAGAGAAAAUCUCUAUUUGAUGACAAAGCUGCAGAGAUUGAAGAAUUGACCUACAUAAUUAAACAAGAUAUAGGAAGUCUGAACCAGCAGAUUGCUCAGCUUCAGUCUUUUGUCCGUGCUCGGGGCAGUCAAAGUGGAAGACAUCUUCAGACUCAUUCGAAUACAGUUGUGGUCUCCCUGCAGUCAAAGCUUGCAUCUAUGUCCAAUGAUUUCAAGUCGGUUUUGGAAGUUAGGACAGAGAACCUAAAGCAACAGAGGAGUCGAAGGGAUUGCUUCUCUCAAGGCCAGGCGGCACUCCCACUUCACCAUAAUAGCCUAGGUCCUUCAGUUCUUCUUCAGGAUGACUCUCGUAGACAGGGGGAAGUGACUAUAGAAAUGGAUUCACGAGUCAGUCAGCAGCUGCAGCUUAUUGAUGAACAGGACUCGUACAUCCAAAGCCGAGCAGACACCAUGCAGAACAUCGAAUCUACAAUCGUGGAACUGGGAUCCAUAUUUCAGCAGCUGGCUCACAUGGUAAAGGAGCAGGAAGAGACUAUACAAAGGAUUGAUGGAAAUGUAGAAGACACUCAGUUAAACGUGGAGGGGGCCCACCAAGAGAUCCUAAAGUAUUUCCAGUCUGUCACGUCGAACCGCUGGCUUAUGAUCAAGAUUUUCCUCAUACUAAUUGUCUUCUUCAUAAUUUUUGUAGUCUUCCUUGCCUAACACUACACUACAAAAUUGUAAAGUAGUUUCUUCCCCCAAACACAGCACACAGUAUCCAACCUACCCAUGACCCACCCUGCCACUGAGAGGGUUACUUUCUGAUCAGUCUGUGGAUAAGUGUGGGAGGACAGAGGUUAACACACUUAAGGAUACAUUGUGUAUAUACUGUAGUAUAGCAUGAGAAUGAGUAUCAUAAGUGUGAUUGAGCAAGGCCAUGCAUAUAUGUGUGUGUGUGUGUGUGUGUGAUGAAAUUAAUAAAUUAUAGAGCUAUAUAUAUAUUUUAGACAGUUUGCAGUUAUACACACAGUCAGACUUGUGUACUGUAAAUUAAUUGUGUGUGUUCUCAUGCACACUUUGUUUAUUUCAAGAGUGUGUGUACAGUUUUAGGUAUCAAAAAAAAAACACACGCACACACACACACACACACACUGUGUGUAAAGGCCUUGCAUUAACAACUGUGUGCAUGUAUGUGUAGAUUUCCCUUUAAUAAGUGUCUUAUUGGGCUUCCUCCACUGAAUAAGGCAAUUGGAAUUGCUUCUGGUGGGGAGGGAGAUAAGUGGCUUUGUGCAAGACUGUAUAAGGGCACAGAUUUAGUCGCCUGGCAACAAAUCGCCUUUUCUUCAGACGACUAAUCUCCCCAAAUUGGCUUCCCGCCAUCUAGAAUCUAAAUCGCCGGUGGGAUGGCACUUGGAGAGCUUCGUUUUCCGAAGUCUCCCUUUGGAAAACGAAGCAAUCCAAGUGCCAUCCCUGCUGCGAUUUAGAUUCUAGCCAGCCGGACUGCAAUUCGGGGAGAUUAGUCGCCCAAAGAAGAGAUGAAGAGUCUCUGCCCUCAGUGAGAGCUGAUAAUAUGUACAGGCCAUGCACACUUGUUUUAAUCUCUUGUAAACAAUGUAAUAUUCUGUUUUUAAAUUAUUCUUGGAAAAGUCCUCAGAACACAGAUAAGGCCAGUUAGAUUUAGGAGAAUUAGGGUUUGGGGUUCUUUUUAAAACACAUUCCAUUGGUUAACACAAAAUACAAUUGUACCACUCAUCCUUCAGGACGCAGAUUGUGCCCCUAACCCAAUGUACAGACUGUAUAUAAUGCAAUAUUAUGAAUAAUAAUCUACAUUUCAGCU